GACCGACUGCGAUACAAGCUAAUCUACUUCCCAUUUCAAGGUUUCCCAUUGGCACCUAAUGAAUCUUUCUUAUUUUGCAUCUUGUGGUGAAUAUCUUUUCUUUGUUGUUACUAGUAGCACAAUUUUCGGUUGGAAUUCUACAUUAAUUCUACAUUAACACCUUUUAACAAACACUGUGGCUAACAAGGUAUUUGUGGUAUCAACAGCUAACAUCUUCAUCUUUCUCUUCUUCUGGCAGGUGGCUAAAGCGGGUGGGGGGGAGAGAUCCUCUAUACACUUCCUGAGAACGAGCUUCCUCUGCCGCAGCCCCAACCGCGCGACGACGGCCUCGCCCUCCAAGAAGAAGCUGCUAUCGUCGGUGCGCGGCUGGCUGCUGUACAAGUCUGCCCUGGACCUGUGGGACGACGUGAACCAACAGCAGCAAGCGCCGCUGCAGCCCUACGCCAUGGCCACGUUGCCGCCCAAGAAGAGCGCUUUAACAGGAUCAGCGGGCGCGGGUUCAGGUCCGCGGCCCGGCGCCCUCCGCCAAGCGUCCAGCGUGGGCCACUUGGCUACGCUGGGCCGCCUCUCGCUGGCCAAGAGCGCGUCGGCGUCGCAGGACGCCCUCGCGAGUCCGCGCGCCCCGCCCGCCCCCGCGCCACCGCCCGCGCCCGCCCCGGCCCCCGAUCCCGCGGCCGGGGACGGCUUUAGCGGGUCGCUCAUCAAGCGCAGCAAGUCUCUGUGGAAGCUGGUGCGCCCCAAGGACAACCUGCUGGAGGGCAUGUCGCUGUGGCAGCACCGCUCGCUGGUGGAUGUGCCAGCGGCACUGGAGGCGGAGGCGGCGGGUGGUGGAGGUGGCAAGGAGCGCAGCCUGCCGCGCACGCCGCCGCGCGCGCCCUCCGCGCCCGUCUCCACCCGCGGGCACGCCCACACCCGCCCCGCCCGCAGGGACGACCACGACGGCCUACUGCUGCCGCGCCAGUCGCUCUCCUCGGAGGCCGGCGGCCCCAGCUCCACGGCCAGCACCGCCAGCGACGGCGACAGUGGCGGCGACUGCGAGUCGUGCCUCGUGGUGGACGACCACCUACGCGCGGCGUCGCUGCAGCGCAUAAGGGGCGGGGCCGCGGGUGCGGGCGGGGCAAAACACCAGCAGCAGGGCGCGGCGGCGCGCAAGGUGCGGCGCGCGCAGCUCGACGGAGGCACCAGCCCCGACAGCGACGGCCUGCUGCACUACGGGCGCACGCUGCAGCAGCGCAUGCGCAAACCCGAGCGCGGAUCGCGCUUCGACCAGCGCUCCGAGACCACGGGCAACCGCUGCGGGCCCUGGUACGACCUCUGGGGUGCGGACGCCUCCGUCAGACGUUGA
This is a messenger RNA of Gryllus bimaculatus (two-spotted cricket), 1345 nucleotides long. Lineage: Eukaryota; Metazoa; Arthropoda; Insecta; Orthoptera; Gryllidae. The record is from the annotation of a GenBank genome assembly.